AUGCGCUAUGCCACUAAAACCGUCUCAUUAUUCCUUUGUGUACUUCUAUUUUGUGUUGGUUUAUUAUGUUGGAACCGGAUGGGUUAUUUCAACAAAUAUGAAUUUCAACCUAGCAGUCACUGCUAUUUACCAGCUUGGAACCAGAUAUACACAAAUACUGUUACCGGUUCUUUGUUGAAUACCUUUUCUCAGUGGAUAUGGAUGAAAUUGGAACUUUCGAAAGAAAACAACCAAAACUACACAUCUAUCAAUAUCUUGGGAGCCUAUGUCUACCCUGACCAAAUUUCCAUAUCUCUAACUUCUCAGUAUACAGUUCAACAAAAUCUAUUCUGUCGUUACUAUGACUGUAAACGGACUGAAAUUCCUGAAAUCUCAUAUCGAAGUGUUGUUUUUCCGGAAUCCGUUUUACAUUGUCCUAGAAGAAUCGGAGCUGAGUUUGUGUCAAUUUCCAGAAGCUUGGAUGAUGAAGAAGAAAUUCCAGAACCUGUUAGGUUAACGUUCAGGUCGUUUGAAAACCCAUUACACGAUCUUACUGUCUGCGUAGCUCCGUUGUAUGGUAACGAGUCAAAAUGGCUUCAAAUCGUGGAAUUUGUGGAGCAUAUGAAGCUGGAGGGCGCAGCUUUUGUGUAUUUUUAUGUGGGAGUAAUAUCAGAUUAUGAUCGUAAAAUAUUGACUGACUAUGUUCGAACCGGAGAUGUAGAAGUGAUUGAUCUACACGACAAAUAUGAAAGACCCUAUUACGCAUGGCACCUAAUUACUAUUCAGGACUGCCAUCUGCGUGCUAAGUAUCACUCUAAAUGGGUGUCCUUUUUGGAUCUAGAUGAAAGAAUAUCAGGAACUAAAAAUCAAAGUCUUAUCGAACUUCUAAAUGGACAAGAUUCCAAUGUUGGGGAGAUUCAAAUUCCAGUUUUGAAUAUAGUCAAAUAUGAUGACAUGCCAGAAGAAUUUGAUAACGUUGUAAAGUUAAAAGAGGAUAUGAUGUUCCGGAAGUGGACAGAUUCGAUUGAUCCAACUUGGAAUGCAUCGAAAGCUAUAGUUAAGCCAGAAAAGCACUCACAUCGAGCACAUCUCAAUGAUUGGCAACUGGUCACUCAAGCCGAUGGGUCUUUACUAAAAGUCACUAAACGACCACUGGAAUCAGAAUUUGCCGAAAAGUUGACAAAUGCAAUAAUCAAACGGGUCCUAAAUGUUUACGAUAGAGUUCCAGUGAAAUGUGACAGGAUAGCACGAUAUCUAUGGGAAUCUCGAAAUUUUCCAAAUCCAUGUGAAUCUAUGUCACCUGUGUUUUAA
Messenger RNA from Caenorhabditis briggsae, 1290 nucleotides. Bases 1 to 1290 code for a protein of 429 amino acids. The transcript is spliced from 7 exons. The record is from RefSeq and is a predicted model, not a curated record. NCBI's taxonomy places the organism in Eukaryota, Metazoa, Nematoda, Chromadorea, Rhabditida, Rhabditidae.